This is a messenger RNA of Monodelphis domestica (gray short-tailed opossum), 939 nucleotides long. RefSeq names its product olfactory receptor 6C2-like. Gene Ontology annotation, biological process: G protein-coupled receptor signaling pathway. The record is from RefSeq and is a predicted model, not a curated record. Gene Ontology annotation, cellular component: membrane. Gene Ontology annotation, molecular function: G protein-coupled receptor activity; olfactory receptor activity. NCBI's taxonomy places the organism in Eukaryota, Metazoa, Chordata, Mammalia, Didelphimorphia, Didelphidae.
AUGAGAAACCAUACAGGCAUAACAUUAUUCAUUCUUCGAGGAUUGACAGAUGAUCCACAGCUCCAGGUUCUGAUUUUUAUCUUUCUGUUCCUUACCUACAUGUUGAGUAUAACAGGUAAUUUAACGAUCAUCACCCUCACUUUAGUGGAUCCCCGCCUUAAAACCCCCAUGUAUUUUUUCCUUAGAAACUUUUCCUUUCUAGAAUUAUCAUUCACAACUGUCUGUAUUCCCAGAUUUCUGUAUAACAUGUCAACAGGGGACUUUACAGUGACCUAUAAUGCAUGUUUCACUCAAUUAUUUUUUGGUAUCCUAGUUGGAGCCUCAGAAUUUUUUCUCUUGGCUGCCAUGUCUUAUGACCGCUAUGUUGCCAUCUGCAAGCCCCUGCAUUAUGCAACCAUCAUAAACAACAGAGUAUGUAACCAGCUCCUGGCGGGAUGUUGGCUGUCUGGACUGAUGAUCAUCCUUCCACCACUUGGUGUGGGUCUUAAGCUUGAAUUCUGUGACUCCAAUGUCAUAGAUCAUUUCGUCUGUGAUGCAUCACCAUUGCUAGAGAUCACAUGCUCUGAUACAAAGUUUAUAGAAAGAAUGGUUUUAGCCUCUGCUGUGUUGACUCUCAUCAUCACCUUGAUAUUAGUGGUCCUAUCUUAUGCCUUCAUCAUUAGGACGAUUCUGAGAUUCCCCUCUGCCCAGCAAAGGAAAAAGGCCUUUUCCACUUGUUCUUCCCACAUGAUUGUUGUCUCCAUGACUUAUGGCACCUGUAUCUUCAUCUAUAUUAAACCCUCUGCAAAGGAGGGGGUGGCUAUGAAUAAGGUAGUAUCAGUUCUUGCAACUUCAGUGGCCCCAGUAAUGAAUCCCUUUAUUUAUACUCUGAGGAAUAAACAAGUGAUACAAGCUUUUAAGGACUCUUUCAAAAGGAUCUUAUUGAUGUUAAAGCUAUAA